Molecule: messenger RNA, 501 nt
Organism: Cantharellus anzutake
Lineage: Eukaryota; Fungi; Basidiomycota; Agaricomycetes; Cantharellales; Hydnaceae
Exons: 5
Coding region: 1-501 (166 amino acids)
Molecular function (GO): zinc ion binding; DNA binding
Source: RefSeq, a predicted model, not a curated record
AUGAGUGACGACGAGGAAUCGAAAAAAUCCGGAUACAGGCUAGAAGUUUCCGCUAACAAUAGGGCUGCCUGUAAAGGGCCGAAACCAUGUACUGGAACCAAAAUCCUUAAAGGCGAAGUGCGUUUGGGAAGUUUAGUGGAUUUUAGGGGUCACACUACAUGGUCAUGGAAACAUUGGCGAGUAAUUUCGGGCUGCGCCUCGAAAAAAGUAAUUGAAAAUAUGAAGAAAAAGCAUCCGGAUCCAGAAGAUAUUGACGGGUACGAAUACCUAAACCCCACACAACAGGCUAAAAUUAGAACUGCCUGGGAGACUGGACAUGUUGCCGAUGAGGAUAUCCCUCCUUCCGCUCGCAAACCGGAAGGGGAGGGUGGGGAUGAAGAGGAAGAGGAAGAGGAAGAAGAAACGGGAAAGAAGAAGAAGAAGAAAGCGCCUGCGAAGAAGCGAACCGCAAAGCAGGACGAGGUGAGGGACGAUGACGUCGAGGCGAUCGCUCAUAUUUAA